Molecule: messenger RNA, 689 nt
Organism: Paramecium sonneborni
Lineage: Eukaryota; Ciliophora; Oligohymenophorea; Peniculida; Parameciidae
Source: the annotation of a GenBank genome assembly
AUUGAAAUUUAAUUUAAAAAUUAUAUUGAAUGGCUGAAGAGAAGGAGAUAGAAAUACAAGAAUAAAAGGAAGAAACAUAAGAACAUCAUCAUGAUCAUGACCAUGCUCACGAUCAUGCUCAUGAUCAUUCGGAUUCAGAUGAUGGUCAUGAUCAUAAAGGAGGAGACGAUAAAGACAAGAAAGCUAAUAGAGGAGAAAAGAAAUUCAAAAAGGCUAUGCUUAAAUUAGGAAUGAAGCCAGUGACUGGAAUCAAUAGAGUUACAAUUAAAAGAGGAAAAUAAUUCCUUCUUUACAUUGAUAACCCAGAAAUCCUUAAAUCAGCUAAUGUUGACAACUCUUACAUUGUUUUUGGAGAAGCUAAAGUACAUGACCCAACUGGUUAAAUUGGCAAAAAGGAAGCUGAUAAUUUAGCUUAACAAGUGUAAUAAUUUCAUUUUUUAAUGUAGUACUAAAUAAGUCGAAGAAAAACAUGAAUAAUAAUAACCAUAAACUUCAGAAUAAAUUAGCGAUGAAGGUAUUCCACCUGAAUCAAUUAAAAUGGUUAUGGAACAUUGUAAAUGUGAUAGAAGUAAAGCAGUGGAAGCCCUUAAGAAAUCUGAUAAUGACACUGUUUAAGCCAUUCUCACCUUAACUGGAUGAUAAUGAUUUAUAAUUUUUAAAAGAGAUUAAUAUAAUAAAACAUUAAUGCU